Molecule: messenger RNA, 349 nt
Organism: Dibothriocephalus latus
Lineage: Eukaryota; Metazoa; Platyhelminthes; Cestoda; Diphyllobothriidea; Diphyllobothriidae
Source: the annotation of a GenBank genome assembly
GUUGUCGGAACUCAGCACUCACCUCCGUCUUUCUACGCAUGGCGGUGCCUCGGAUGGGCGUUGUAUUAUGCUGGACUAUGUCAAUCCCUUCGCCUUUCGCAUGACAGCCCCUCUCAAGGAAGGCGAUAUCGACUCCGUACUGGGCAUGUUAAAUGCCUACCAACUGCUCCGCGAGGAUAUGGAUAACAUUCUGGAACUAUCUACAUGGAAGGGUCGGCUGAAUCCUAUGAAGGCAGUGGACUCUAAGGUACUCAUCCAUGUGAUUGAUAAUGUUUCUGUCUUGCAUGGUAUUCGUUUCUCCUGCUGUUUCUUUCCUUGCCCUUGUUGUCAACUCUACUCCCUUUUUUGA